This is a messenger RNA of Dibothriocephalus latus, 441 nucleotides long. Lineage: Eukaryota; Metazoa; Platyhelminthes; Cestoda; Diphyllobothriidea; Diphyllobothriidae. The record is from the annotation of a GenBank genome assembly.
GUUGCAUUAGCCACACUCGUCUCAGAAUUCGCUCAUCUCAAGGAAAAUUUUGGGGUUAAAAUUGUCGGCGAAAUUCCCAGAGGACUGCCACCUCCAAUGGUACCCACCUUCAACCUGUUCAGCGAGGUCAUCGGAGAUGUCUUUGUGAUUGCUAUAGUAUCUUUUGCUAUCUCUGCAUCAUUGGUGAAAUUAUACGCUACGGAAUUCGGAUAUGAUGUCCUCUACAACCAAGAACUCGUAGCGCUUGGUGUAUCCAACCUAUUUGGCUCCUUCUUUCAGUGCGUUACAGCCUGUGGCGCUCUUGCUCGGAGUGCUGUUGUUGUGUCCGUGGGCAUGGUUUCCCAGAUUGCUUCGUUGAUCUCCUGCAUCCUCCUACUCAUUAUUCUGUACGUUAUCGGUCCCUAUCUACAAAGCCUACCAAAGGUAAUUGCGCCUGCUUAA